AUGCCGCUCGCAGAACAUGAGCUCCGCCCCGCGGAGUUGGUGACUGACCAUCUGGAGACGCCAUCUCUGGACGAUCGAAUCUAUCGCGUCAUCCGGCUCCCAAACCAGCUUGAGGCGCUGAUAGUUCACGAUGCUAAGACUGACAAAGCCAGUGCGGCCAUGGAUGUCAAUGUGGGAAACUUCAGUGACGAUGCGGACAUGCCAGGCAUGGCGCACGCUGUCGAGCAUCUUUUGUUUAUGGGCACCAAGAAGUACCCGGAGGAAAAUGCCUACAACCAGUACCUCUCUGCUCACUCUGGCUCAUCCAACGCGUACACCGCGGCAACGUCAACCAACUACUACUUUGAGGUUGGAAGCCGACCAAGUGAUGACCAGGAACCAUCUGCCACGAACCCUUCGCCUCUGAAGGGUGGUCUCGACCGAUUCGCACAGUUCUUCAUUGAGCCGCUGUUUCUCGAGUCAACGCUCGACCGCGAGCUUCGCGCUGUGGAUUCUGAAAAUAAGAAGAAUCUUCAGAGCGACACGUGGCGGCUCAACCAGCUUGAGAAAUCUCUGUCCAACCCUGCACACCCCUACUGCUAUUUCUCCACGGGUAGUCUUGACACCCUGAAGACGAAACCGGAGGCUCGAGGAAUCAAUGUGAGGCAGAAAUUCAUUGAAUUUCAUGAGAAGCAUUACUCUGCCAACCGGAUGAAGCUCGUGGUUCUAGGACGAGAGCCUCUGGAGCUUCUAGAAGCCUGGGUUGUGGAAUACUUCUCGGGCAUCGAAGACAAGAACCUAGAACCCAAUAGGUGGUUGGAUGCGCCGCCGUUGGGACCUGAGCAGCUUGCUACGCAGAUCUUCGCAAAGCCAGUCAUGGACUCCAGAGAACUGGGCCUUUGUUUCCCAUUUCCAGACGAAAACGAGCUCUUUGAGUCGCUGCCUAGUAGAUAUAUCAGCCACUUGAUAGGGCAUGAAGGUCCUGGCAGCAUCAUGUCUUACAUCAAGGGCAAGGGCUGGGCAAAUGGUCUGAGCGCUGGAGCCUACCCAGUGUGCCCCGGAUCCCCUGGAAUGUUUGAAUGCCAAAUUCGACUCACCGAAGAGGGUUUGAAAAACUACCGCGAGAUUGUGAAGGUAUUCUUCCAAUAUGUCGCUUUGCUGCGUGAGACCAAGCCACAGGAGUGGAUCUGGGAGGAACAGAAGGGUAUGGCGGAUGUGGACUUUAAGUUCAAACAGAAAACCCCAGCGAGCCGCUUCACGAGCAAGAUUAGCGCCGUCAUGCAGAAGCCUUUGCCCCGAGAAUGGCUGCUUAGCGGCACCAGCCGUUUGAGAAGGUUUGACCCCAAGGCUAUUCGCGAGGGCAUAGACUGCCUGCGUCCGGAAAACCUCCGGAUCUGCAUUGUGUCCCGUGACUAUCCAGGAAAAUGGGAUAAGAAGGAACAGUGGUAUGGAACGGAGUAUGCCUCUGAGAAGAUUCCAGAUGAUUUCCUUGAGGAGAUAAAGAAGGCUGGCUCGAGCACCGCUGCGGACCGAAUUUCGAACCUGCACAUGCCCCACAAGAACCAGUUCAUACCUACCAAGCUUGAGGUGGAAAAGAAAGAGGUCAAGGAGCCUGCGGUCGCGCCAAAGCUGGUCAGGAAUGACGGCAUGGCGCGUACGUGGUACAAGAAGGACGACCAAUUCUGGGUGCCCAAGGCGAAUUUGAUUGUCAGCUGCAAGAGUCCGGUAAUAUACGCAUCAGCUGAGAAUGCUGUCAAAGCGAGGGUUUUUACGGACCUUGUUCGGGAUGCGCUGGAGGAAUAUUCGUACGAUGCAGAGUUGGCGGGUCUGCAGUACCACGUCUCACUGGAUUCUCGGGGACUAUUCCUCGAGGUCGGUGGGUACAACGACAAACUCCCGGUGCUGCUCGAACAGGUGCUCAAGACGAUGAGAGAUCUGGAGAUUAAGGAAGACCGGUUCGCAAUCAUCAAGGAACGUGUGAGCAGAGCGUACCGGAACUGGGCUCUACAACAGCCAUUCCAUCAGGUGGGAGAGUACACCUACUGGCUGACCACGGAGCACGACUUCACAGUCGAAGAGUUUGCCGCCGAGCUACCAAUCGUUACGUGCGAGUCGACCAGAACUUUCCAGAAAGAAUUGCUCUCGCAACUCCACAUUGAAGCUGUGGUGCACGGCAAUGUGUACAAGGAAGACGCUCUCAGGCUUACAGACAUGCUAGAGCAGAGGCUGAAGACACGCCCGUUGCCAAAAACGCAAUGGCCAAUCUGGCGCUCGUUUCUGUUCCCACCUGGCUCAAACUAUGUGUUCAAAAAGACCCUGGGAGAUCCUGCCAAUGUCAACCAUUGCAUUGAGUACUUCCUAUUCGUGGGUGAAAAGCACGAACACAUGCUCCGAUCCAAGGUCAUGCUACUGGGCCAGAUCCUUCACGAGCCCGCUUUCGACCAGCUUCGGACAAAGGAGCAGCUGGGCUACAUUGUGUUCAGCGGCAUGAAGACCAGCGCGACAACGUUGGGUUUCCGCUUCAUCAUUCAGAGUGAGAAGACGACACAAUAUCUAGAGACCAGGAUCGAAAGCUUCCUGACCGCCUCCGCGGAGACGCUGAGGACGAUGAGCGAUUCAGACUUUGAGGGCCACAAGCGCAGUGUUGUCAUUAAGCUCCUCGAGAAGACGAAGAAUCUUGACGAGGAGACCAACCGCCUCUGGGGCCAGGUAUCUAAUGAAUACUACGACUUUGACCUGCCACAAAAGGCAGCCAGCCAAGUCAAGCAGCUGACCAAGCAGGAGAUGGUGGAUUUCUUCGAUCAUUACAUCAGCCCGACAUCGCCAGCCCGCGCCAAGCUCUCUGUUUGGAUGGUCGCGCAGGCGACUAGUGAUGUGUCGACCAAGCAGAUCUCGGAGCUUGUCAAGACACUCGAUCUCGAUUCCUCGGAGCGUGAGUCCCAGGCGGCCACGGAUCUGCAGGCGCGGCUAAGCGCAGCGGGUCACGACGAGGAGAAGGAGGUGGAAGGUCUCAAGGAGUACCUCUUGCACGAUCUCAAGGUUGCCGAGGCCAAGAUCGACGCUGCGGUAGAGGUGUGGAGAAAGCUGUCACCCACGGCUGACGGUGUGCAAGGUGCCCACGAGGAGCACAACCCGCCGUCGCUGAACGGGACGACCAUCAGCUUCAUUGAGGACCCGAGAGACUUCAAGGCCCGGCUGCCCGUCAGCGCGGGCGCAAGGCCAGUCAAGGACCUGACGGAGUACGAGGAGCUAGAUCCGAAGCUCUAA
Messenger RNA from Cryphonectria parasitica EP155, 3246 nucleotides. RefSeq lists its product as uncharacterized. Gene Ontology annotation, cellular component: mitochondrion; cytosol. Gene Ontology annotation, biological process: peptide catabolic process. The record is from RefSeq and is a predicted model, not a curated record. Lineage: Eukaryota; Fungi; Ascomycota; Sordariomycetes; Diaporthales; Cryphonectriaceae. Gene Ontology annotation, molecular function: metal ion binding; metalloendopeptidase activity. Bases 1 to 3246 code for a protein of 1081 amino acids. The transcript is spliced from 4 exons.